GGAGAGGUUGCUGCCGUACAGCAAGAUGGCGGCGCCCGCGCUAGGCGGCCGCGGCGUAGAUAAAAUUAUGAAAAACUACGUAAAAUUUAUUCACAGUCCAAAGAUCAAAUAAGGAUCGAGCAGAGCAUAAUGAGGAAACCAGCCGAAGUUAGAAGUUUCUACGGAACUGUUCGUGUGUCCUGCAUGUGUAUGGAAAUGCCUUUCACAAGAUGGGCACUAUACUAUUAAAUAUUAAUAAUUCUGAAAAGUGAACUGUUGAAAAAACGACCUCAGGAAGAAUUUGCUCCAAAAAGUGAGUGUGAAUACGUGCUCUGGUUUGUAGGAGAUGUUUCCUUCCCCCCCAAAAAGUGGUGCUUACGAUGUCUGUGGUACAUCAGCUGACAGCAGGGUGGCUCCUGGAUCAUCUCUCUUUCAUCAACCAGUGUGGCUACGAGAUAUAUGACUCCUUUGUGCGUCCUUGUUGUGUUACCCUUAAUACUUCUGACUCUUUGGCUGGGGAUCACUAUCCUGCUUCUACGUGUGCUACCACCCACUUGUCGAGAAAUGCUUCUGGUCCUGGUGCUGGAGAUGCUGUAGAAACAGAAGGUAAAACAGGAAAAACAAGAUAUGUGUUUCGUGAAGAGUUCUUUCAUAUUUUAAAGCCCCAUAUAGUCACAGCUGCUCAGGAGCAGCUGUGGCAGGGAGGCUCUGAGGUGAGCCUCACAGAAACAGAGGCCAGCAGCGGCGGGGUGGAGAAUCGAGGAGGAACCAAGGGUGGCAUUGGAGAUCUUGUUGCCAGAGCAAGGAAGAAACGCAAAAGAAAAUGUGUAUUCAACCAAGGCGAACUGGAUGCAUUAGAAUACCAUACAAAGAUCAGGGAGCUCAUCUGGGAAGGCACUUUGCAUUUAGUCCAAGAAGGAGUCAAAAGUGGUUUUCUUCACUGCACUACUACAAAACUCAGUUGCAGCAAGAAUGUUGUUCCAGGACACAUUGACUGUGGGUUGGCCGAGUUAUGUGAAAUGGCAAAGCAGUUUCCAGCAAUAAACAACAGUGACCGUCAAGCUGUACAAGCAAUAGAUGAUGAAACCUUCAUUCCGGAGCAGGGCCUGCUUUCAUGUAUUACAGAAAACAACUCAAGCUAUGCAAAGAUGAUUGAGUUAAUGGGGCAGAAGUACUUGGUGCCACCAAAAAGCAGUUUUCUUUUAUCUGAUAUUUCAUGUUUGCAGCCACUGCUGAAUUACAAGAAAAAAUAUGAUGUAAUUGUGAUGGAUCCACCAUGGGAAAACAAGUCUGUUAAAAGGAGUAACCGAUAUGGCCACUUGUCUUCCUGGCAAAUCAAGCAGAUUCCUGUAUCAGCGCUAGCUGCUCCAGGUUGUCUUGUAGUCACGUGGGUGACUAACAGACAGAAGCACUUACGUUUUGUUAAGGAUGAACUUUAUCCUCAUUGGUCUGUGAAAACACUUGCUGAGUGGCACUGGGUCAAAAUUACCAAAUCUGGAGAAUUUGUAUUGCCUUUGGAUUCUUCCCACAAAAAGCCCUAUGAAGUUCUUGUUUUGGGGAGAGUUCAAGGAAGCAUAGAGGAAGCCUUGAGGAAACCUGAUGAUGUACUUCCAAUUCCAGAUCAUAAGUUAAUUGUCAGCGUACCCUGCAGCCUACAUUCACAUAAACCCCCUCUUACUGAGGUUCUGGCAGAAUUUAUCAAGCCAGAUGUGGAAUGUCUGGAGUUGUUUGCUCGCAACCUACAGCCUGGUUGGACCAGCUGGGGAAAUGAGGUUCUGAAGUUUCAGCACAUUGAUUAUUUCACUGUUCUGCAGGAUGAAAAGUGAUUUGGGUCUUAACUCAGAUAUUCCUCUCCUACAGCAGGUUCUAGAAUUUGCUUUUAUUAUUGAUGGUGCACUCAGAAGUUUUUUUUAAAGAAAAGUUGUAUUUCAGUUAAAAUUCUUGAAGUAACAGAAUGGUUAGAGUAUAUGCAUUUGUACAAUCUGUUCCUUUAUUCUAAUUUUAGAAAGAUAAAUGCUGAUGUUAGAGUGUAAUGCCAUCCGUGAUUUUAUUUUUUUCCCCGCAAACCUCAAAAGAAAAAGCUAUUUUUCAUUAUUCUCAUUGCAACUGUCACAAAUGUGAGCACCAUAAGCGCUACAGUAUUAUGCUUGGAUGGUAAUGCAUUAUUUUUAAAGACUGACAGGAGAAGUAAAUAGUUCUGAAUUAGAUAUGUUUCCAAAAAGAAGGUUGGUGUUUGCAAAGCAAUGGAUUUUGAACUAAAAUAAUUUUGAAGACAACGUGUACUUGUACAUGUUUGUAUCUCUUUGUCUGCCUCAGAAGAAAUAAUGGGAGCAGUGCUUGUGUUAAUUGGCACAUGAAUUGUUGACUGAGCACAUUUGAUAUAAAAUUACACUUUUAAAACAGUCAGCAAUUCCAUCCUUCUGUGUAUAGUGUUAAUUCUUUGAAUAAAUUGUAAAUGAUCAAAUUCUCAAAAUCUUACACAUUCUUCAUAUUAAGCCAUUAGAUUUAACUGAAAUUUUAACAGAAUUUUAAAAUCUUAUAAAUUCUAUUUUCUUAUGGUGUUGAAACAUUAUAAGUCAUGCAGGUGAGCUCUAUGUUUCAACUUGCUUUUCUUUUUUUUUCUUUUUUUUUUUUUAAGAUGGUACAUUUCAUGUGUACUCUGCAGUCUUUAGAUUUGUUUUGAAAAAUAAAAAGGAAACUUAGUGAAGCUCUGCCUCUUAUUCAUUUGCAGCAAUAGAGACAGAACUGAUGGACAAGCUGAUUUGUCUGAUGGCAAUCUCCUGAGCUGUUGUUGGGUUAUUUUUUAUAAUGGGGAACAAAAUACAUUGUAUGCCUUUUUUACGUUCAAUUCACUUCUGGUAGUCUAAUAGUUAAUGUUUUUUAGAUGUUAGUAAAUAAUCUUUUAUAAUUCUAUAAUUAAAAUUAAGAUGAAAAA
This is a messenger RNA of Rhea pennata, 2914 nucleotides long. RefSeq names its product methyltransferase 4, N6-adenosine (gene METTL4). Gene Ontology annotation, molecular function: site-specific DNA-methyltransferase (adenine-specific) activity; nucleic acid binding; RNA methyltransferase activity. Gene Ontology annotation, cellular component: cytosol; nucleus. The transcript is spliced from 9 exons. The record is from RefSeq and is a predicted model, not a curated record. The coding region runs from base 360 to 1805 and encodes 481 amino acids. Lineage: Eukaryota; Metazoa; Chordata; Aves; Rheiformes; Rheidae.